AGUGUUGGUGUGUGGUGAGGUGGAGGCAGUGCGCGCGUCCUCCCUCCCGGCGCCGCAUCACUGGUCCUUUGUUGAUGGGAUGCAUUAUUAAGGAAUACCUCACCCCCGGACCGUCACACGUGAGACCCCGCACCUGCACGCCCCGUCAGCUUCGUCUUUGGUGUUUGUUGACCGUCUCCUGUUUCAAGAUGGCGCUGACGUAGCCAUGGUGACCGCGCCUCGCCUCGCAGGAACAAGUGACGCGCCCGUGACCUCGCGAUGACGUCACUGUUUGGUAGUGACGCGCCUGUGAUGCAGGUGUGGCCCGGGCGGUGGUGGUGCUGGUGAUGGUGAGGGCAGUGAUGGUGGUGGCGACGGUGGUGGUGGCGGCCCGCUCGCUGCUAUAGUGAAGGGUGCAGGAUGUCGUGGCUGGGGGGAGACGACCCAGGAGGCGGAGGGUUCAGGUAUGAUUAUCCUUGGUGGGCGGCGGACGACCGGACAGGGCCUCGCUCCAACCUGACGUGGGAUGAGAAGUGUCGCACCCUGGACUACCAAUACCACGUGGUCACGGCAGUCAUCUCCGGCAUGUUCCUCAUCUUCGGCGUUGUCUACAGCCUCUUCGGCUACCGGUGUUUUAAGGCCGUGAUGUUUCUGACGGGUUUCAUCUUCGCGUCAGUAGUGGUGUAUCUCAUCUGCCUGAGCGAGGACCUGCUGCCGCUUCUGGGUAACGCCGGCGUGGCUCUCGGUGCAGGAGUCAUGUUUGGGCUGAUCACGAUGCUGGUGCAGUACGUCGGCCUCUUCAUGACGGGGCUGCACACUGGCCUCUUCCUUGGGGUGGCUGGCAUUGCAAUUGCCUAUAAAUGGUGGGUGCCCAGCAGUGUGUGGCCUGUGGUGGGCAUACUGCUGGCGUCGGGGUUGCUGCUGGCCAUCCUGACGCUUUACUUCCAAAAGGGCCUCACUAUUCUGGGCACGGCCAUCAGCGGGGGUGCCAUCAUGUCUGCAACGCUUGACUAUUUCAUAGAGAAGUUCUUGAUGGUGCACUGGUUUGGCGACCGGCUCAAGGUAGUGGAGAGCGACCGGCCGUGCUGGUUCUCUUGGAUGAUCUUGGGAGUGUGGCCCUUCAUGGUGGUGGUGGGGAGUCUCACCCAGUGGCGUAUCACAGGCCGGGGCAUCUACCACCAGCAGUUGGUGCCCUCCAAAAAGAACAGAAGUGUCAACCUGCAGCGCCUGAGAAGUCGCGAGGCGCGCGCUGAGCUGCGGCAGAAGAAAUAUCGGUAUUUGUACCAAGUUCGUACAGCACAUGGAGACAUCAUCAGCCAGUUUUGUCAGCAGUCAGUGUUAGCGUACAACCCAAGCCUUAUACGUCAAGCUGAGUCUGGUGUGUGUGUUGGACAGGAGUACAUCCAGAGCCUGCAGCGGAAGGCUUACCCUACUGGGGACAACGGUACCCUCCAGUCUGACUCCACACACACCACCAUGCUGCCUCCAGACCACACCCAGCUGGCGCCACUCACGGAGAGCGAGGAUGAGGCCGGCAGCUCCCAGCCCCCGCCUUCACCCCCUGACGCCCCCAGACUCACCCGCGUCACCAUGCACUAGUGUGUGUGUGUGUGUGUGUGAGUGUGUGUGGCGUAGAAACACUUGUGUUGUGGGUCGUGGUUUGUAUCAUGCCCAGAGUGAGAAAACUGAAGUGACUCAGAUGAUAUCCAGCCAUUGUGUAGAUGUCACUGGACCAGAAAUAUUUAGCUUUGUGAUCCUGAAAGCAGAACAGUGAUAUAACCAGUAGGUAUCUUGUUUUGUGAGCCAUGUGCUUUCUCAAAGAGGAAACUGACUGAUCACAUGUGCUAAUGGAGAUUAAAAAAAAAAAAAAUUGGUGAAAUUUCAGUCCAUUUAAUUGGAGCACAAAUCAGGAGUUACCUUCCUUUGUAGUGGAAAGACAAAGCAUAAACAGAACACUUCAUGAAGUGCUCCUGUCAUCCUGAGACAAAGCAGUGUUCACAGGAAAAGACAUGAGCAGGACGGCAAGUGUUGGCAAGACAGUGAAUGCCAAGACUGGCCAACCUGCAAGACUUGUGUGGUACUGAACUGUGCAGUGAUUGAAGAAAAAACAUUAGAUAUAUAUAAUCAUGAACUAUCAUUGUGAUAUCAUAUAGCAAGCAUGUGUGUGUGUAUGUAAGUGAGAGAGAGAGAGAGAGAGAGAGAGAGAGAGAGAGAGAGAGAGAGAGAGAGAGAGAGAGAGAGAGAGAGAGUGUGUGUCUGUGUGUGUGUGUGUGUGUUUGCCUGUGUGUAUAUGUGCCUGGAUGUGUGUUUAAGAGAAGAGAGAGUGUGUAUGCAUGUGUGGUACAGUGUGCAUAUACAGUACAUCCCUGACUGUAGUUCUGUGUGUGUGUUUUUCCCUCUUGUUGCUAGACUCAAAGUGUAGCUAAAGUCUUUCAACACCUGUAAACUGUCUGUCAGUAGCCCAGAGACCUGUAAACUCUCAGUGUGUUGUCUUUCUUUAGUCCUCAUGCUGCUGGCCCCCUGUUGUCCCAGAGGCAGAUCAAAUGUACCCUCUUGGAUCACACCGCGGUGGCUUGUGAUUUUAUGAAUGGAAAAGUCAGAGUGAUUUCUUAAGAGUCCCAAGGAAGGAUGAGUGUUCUGGCAAUUAUCAUUUCCAGUCCACUGUGUUGUGUAUGGAUGGCCCAGGGCUGGUUGGGGUCUGCUCUCCUUCUGGCUGGGUCUUUGUUGCCAUAACACACUGAAGUGAAUGCGAAAGGUCUUAGUUUUGGAUCACCCGUUUGUACAUCAUUUUGCUGGAUUCCUGCUGAUCCUGAUUUGUGAACGUGGCCUCCAAACCUCAUAUCAUAGGGAGAUGUGUUUAGUCCUUGUAUACCAAUACCAGUACACCACAUGCACUGUUGGAAAAACAAAACUACAAAAAAGAAGAUGUAGUUAUUUAGAAUGUGAUGGUUAGUUAAUGAUGGUUGUUCUUCCUGACAUGAAAUAUUUGGUUCAAAGCAUCCAUAGAGGAGGAAAAUGUUAAAAAUAUUGGUUCGAAGCAUCCAGAGAAGGAAAAUGUUAGAAACCAGGGAUGAUGAGCCCCACAUGGUCCAUCAUCACCAGAAGGGACAGCCUCUGCUCAGCUCGCCACACGUGAAGCCGCUCAAACAAGGUGAAAUUUGCUGGCUGCUCCUCGCUCAACGCUGACAGACAAUGGCAGCAGCACCAGCAGACAGCACAGAUCUGCCAGAAGUCUUUCUGUAAUGAUUUAGCUAGGAUGUGUGUGGAUGAGGGAAGUUGUGCGUCGCUCAGUUCUACUGGCAUUGUGGAUGGCUUUAACCUGCCUUACUGGCCUGGCGUUACAGUGGAUGUUUAUUCAACUUCACGUUACGCUUAUUUAUUUACUUACUCCUGUCCAUGUUGAUUUGUACAUGUUUGCAGUUUCUUUCCCAACGUGGUCUUGGGAGCAAGGUAUUCUUUUCCUUCUUUUUAUCUGUACAUUUUGUCCUGAUUUCUUUCUGGAGUUGAAUAACAUUGUUGUUGAUUAUUUGUUAACUUCACACAUUGCCUAUAGUCAUAUAGAGUGUGAUAUUGAGUCAAAGCAUAACUGUCCUUGUUUACUUCAUGAUCUAAUGAUUAAUUUAAGAAGCAUAUCACUAGGGACAGUGUGUCAUAAGAGGAAGGAUUGUCGGCACUAUGACAGCCCCACGGAGGCACAGAGUCUGGUGCCACGCCUGGCGCCUCGGGGUCUGCCAGCCUUAGUGCCGCACUGUGUGAUAUGGACUGAGCGAGGCAGGUCAGCAGACAUGACUUAGCUCAGCCUCUCUAUAAUGGAAGUGAUGUGAAGCCUGGUGCCCAUGCUGAUAGGUUCAUACAAAGUUAUGCUUUCCCUAUGCAGUCAUCUGUGGUAUGAUGAAAUGAUCUGGAGCUAAUAAGCUGUGUACCUUCAUUCCUUGAUUUGCUAGCUGUGAACACUACAAGGGAAUUAUAUAUCAUUGUAUGAAAUAACUGUAUCUUUGCUGUUAGCAUCCUUCUGAGAGAAGAGUGAGCACAGCAUGGAGACCUUGUUCUUCCACUAUUAACAUCGACUCUUUUGUGAUAAUUAUUCUUGAGUCAGGUUCACAAGGGUUUCAUAAUUUAUUUAAUUUCCUUUGGUUCAUGUUUCAAGCAUCAGGUAAACUGUUACCUUUACCAUGUGUUUUCUGAAUGAGUAUGAUAUUGUGUUGGGAUGAAACUCAUUAUUUCUUGUAAUGCUCAUUAAUUCAGCUUUGGAUGGUCCUGUAGGGUGCAGUAUGUGGUGAUGACACACCCACCUAUCAAGUCCUGGACCCACCCACUGGUUGGAAUGUUUCCUGUCUUCUUGUUACUCUUCACCAAAACAACUUUCACCAAAGAUAUUUUUAUUCCUCUGUGAAGUCUUGUUCUGUAAUUCUAAGAUACUUUUGUCCUGUCAAGACAUGCUGCCCUCAGGGCCAUGCUAAGUAUGUAUUUGGUAUGGCUGAGUUGUUUCAGGUUAAGUUUUCCUGUUUGCUUCUAUAUGAAACUUAUACUGUAAUAAUAAAGGAUGGAUGUUCAUAUAUCACCUAAGACCUUGAUAUGGAAGGUAUCUAGAGCUAGUCUGACCCCAUUUUAAUGCUGUCUAGGUCAGAUCAUGCUUUGUUGUCUCAGUUAGGUUAGGUUAGGCAGUAUUUACACAGAUUCACCUUGGAAUUCAGUCUUCAUGGUUGACAGAAUAGCAGUGAGAAUAUGCAUGUGUUGCAAACUUAGUCUCAGUUAAGUUACCUUUGUAUUACCUCACCACUGCCAUGAGCUGGAAAAGCAUGCACAAGUUAUAUAUUUACUACUUAAUUAUCUCUCAUGUAUCCUGCAGUUGCUGCAUUAAGACCAAAGACCAUCAUUAAUCAUUAAAUAUAUAAUCAACCUUUUACAGUCUGCUCCAGUCAUGCAUUGAGUGACCCAAGAAGCUCACUCCUCUCUUGUUAGUUGCCAACAGUGAGGUGAAGCUGGAGCACUGAGCUGCAGUAGUGGCGGUGGCGUGAGGUGCAGCUUGGCUUGGCUCACUCCCUGUACCUCCCUCCACUCUUUGUGCUCUUGAGGGACAUUUCACUUUAAUAUUUAGUGUCAUACUGUAAAAAGAAAUACUAUACAUUGUCUCAUCCAUCUAAGCUUCAAAGUAUCAGACUCAAAAUACUGAGUUAUUUAUUUUGUACCAGAUAAGUGUGAGAUUCAAUGGAGCUGGUUACUGUCACACUAAGCUGCCUGGGUGCUGGUGGGAGCCAUUUGGAGAGUGACUUUCCCUCCUGGAGUGUGACAUGUUAGGAAUAGGACAGCUUUCAGCCUUUUCCCUGGACCCCUAUAAACUGUAUUCUUAGCUGAAAAGUAUGCAAAGUCUUUGAGCCAUGUUUGCUUUAUUUUGAUUACUUUUGCAUUGUUUUUUAUUAUGGCCCAAGAAAUAUCCCUUAUGGAAUACAACAGUCGAGUUUUGGGGCCACAGUUUGCAUAAGACAAGCCUCACGGAAGGAAUACGAGCGAGAAUCAAGGACUUGCUGCAAGUAGUAGUCCACUCUUCCUGUUGCUUCCCUACUGUCAGCUCAGCAGGCGACUGUGAGGUCUGGUAGAGUUGUCAGGUACAGUACCACCACACCAGUUCAGUGCACACUACAUAGGAUUAAGGGUGCCCUGUCAGUCCCAGGGCAGUGUUUCAAAGAUCAUGAAGGAAAGUCUCAUAUCAGUGUACAGUUCAUCAUCAUACAUGUACUGAUACUAGGCCUAGAAAGCUUGUUUGUGGUUUAGUGCCAAUCUUUGCUUCUUGAAUACCUUAAGGGGAAUGUCUGUCCUCACCUCUAGGCUUGAGCAGCUCGUGUUUCUAGCUGACCUCACAGAAUGGCUGAGCUUCAAUGCUACCCUCAAGCCACUGUACAUAUUCUGGUUACCACCCAGACUGUCUCAGACACUCCAGAAGUUGAGUGAGAAGUUUGUAUAAGGAACACAGUUUUGUAUAACUUGACAAAUUGGUGUGUGUGUGUACAUUAUGUAAUCAUUUCUUACAGGAUAUGUCAUUGCGUCUCUUCAGAAGCAAGUUAUUUGUACUGUAUGGCAUCAUGUUCUCUUUAAAUAAUAACAAUGUUUUAAAUG
Messenger RNA from Scylla paramamosain (green mud crab), 6093 nucleotides. RefSeq names its product transmembrane protein 198-like. Lineage: Eukaryota; Metazoa; Arthropoda; Malacostraca; Decapoda; Portunidae. Gene Ontology annotation, cellular component: plasma membrane. Bases 400 to 1578 code for a protein of 392 amino acids. The transcript has 9 exons. The record is from RefSeq and is a predicted model, not a curated record.